Molecule: messenger RNA, 1896 nt
Organism: Ceraceosorus bombacis
Lineage: Eukaryota; Fungi; Basidiomycota; Exobasidiomycetes; Ceraceosorales; Ceraceosoraceae
Source: the annotation of a GenBank genome assembly
AUGGCUAGUGAGUUCAGACCUUUUUAGUUCAUCAUACAUGCUAUGUCCGACGCUGACCUGAACCUUCGGGCUUUGCAGACCCAUUCAGUGAUCGUGGCGCGCUAGACGCUAACCCUUUCGCGGACCCCGCGGUCCAGGGCGCCCUUUCGAGUGGGCAGAGGACAUUCGAGCCGGAUGAGCCGUAUAACUACGGUGGUGGUGGAGCUUCAGUAUCUACGCCAAAGUCGGCAUUCGACGAUGAUGCGCCAGAGUACCCAUCUAGCGCUGCUAGAGGUACAGGCGGCGGGCAGAGCUCCGCCCAAAUGGAGGAGAUUCGGAGAAGGGAGGAGGCUCUUGCUCGAAGGGAGGCUGAAUUGGAACAGCGUGCAGAGACUAUCAGAAAGGUUGGCAGGAAUAAUUGGCCCUUCUGUGAGUAAUGUAGGGUGGCACAAAGGGAUUCGAAGUUGGAUGAGCGGGAGUCGCAUUCGGCAAGCCGUGUCCGUAAAUCGUGAGGGGCCUGUCCAGCAGCAUCAACCACUUUUCUCAAACAGAGCACGCGCUUGACCACCUUGCUGGUGUCUUUGUUGUGGCGUUCCAUGGGCGCUAACCAGAGCUGGAAGUUGUGAGAAUGAGGGGUGUUCCAGUGGUUCUUGGGGGUCGCUAUGAAUACCUACCACGCGGCGUUUCUGCCGCUUUCUAUUCGCGGCUGAUCAGAUACCGAUCUCGAUCCUGCAUGCGUGCACCCUGUAGUCUUCCCAUUGAUUUAUCACGACAUCUCAUCCGAGAUCCCUCCUGCCAGCCAGCAGGUCGUGACGCACCUAUACUGGCUAUGGCUAUUGCUGCUGGCAACUUUGAUUGUAAAUGUGAGUCAUGACGGCCUGCUGGGUAGGCUCGCAACUGAUACACGUCUUGUCUGCUCGAGAUCUAGGUGGUCGCAUGCGUAUUCUUGAUCGGCCGCGGUGCGGAUGGCAUCAAGGAUAUCAUCACGUCAGCAAUCUACCUUCCUGUGAUUGGAGUGCUCAGCUUCUUGACAUGGUACAGGCCGAUUUACAACGGUUUCAUGAAAGAACACUCCAUCUUCUAUUGUGAGUAGAGUGCUGCAUUACUGGUCACGCGCUGUCACUGCUCACCGAGCUUGCUUCCGCCGCAUCAUUGAUGUCUGCUAUUCAGACUUGUACUUUGUGUGAGUACAGCGCGCAGAGACGGCGAACGACGCGAAAAGUAAUGCUGACCCAACAUUCUCGUCUGCCAACAGCUUGUGGGUUUUAUUUGGCAUCCUUGUCCCACGCAUUGGUUGCUAACGAUUCACAUUUCCAAUGUUCGCGGUCUGCCAGCUGUGGCUUUCAUCGUGAGUAGGCCUUUGGCGACAAGGCUGAUGCUCCAGGAAGGCGACUGAUGUCUCUCUCCUCCUCCACGCCGCAGUGGUCUUCUCCUUGUACCUUGUCCUAGGCAUUCCUGCCACUGGUUCUGCAGGCUUGAUGAACACCAUUUACUCCUUCACUGACGACAAUCACAGGAGCAGUGCGUGUCCGCUCGAAAUAUAUCCCAGCAUAGGAGUUCUCGCUAAUAUUUGCCUUUCCAUUUGGUCCUCAUCAAGUUGUGGCGGGCAUCCUCGGUAUCAGUGAGUAAAGCCAACUAAAGGGUUCGGUCUGACUAGUCUACUGACCUCGAUGCGCCUCUAUACGCAGUCGUCACGAUUGGUUUCGCCGCUCAGGGUCUGGGUAAUUUGUGGUACUAUCGCCUCAUCUGGAAGCACAACAAAGAGCGUGAGUGUGGUGCUCGCCUUUGUUGGUCCAGCUUUGAUCUCGCUGAUAGCAUCCUGAAUCCGAUACAGAGGGCCAUACUUUCGCGCAAGCAAAGUCCGAGUUCGCAACGCAUGGAGCAAAAGCUUACUUUUCGCGUGGCAACAACGUCUGA